Messenger RNA from Alexandromys fortis (reed vole), 451 nucleotides. Its product is annotated as 40S ribosomal protein S27-like. Bases 1 to 255 code for a protein of 84 amino acids. Gene Ontology annotation, cellular component: ribosome; cytosolic small ribosomal subunit. The record is from RefSeq and is a predicted model, not a curated record. Lineage: Eukaryota; Metazoa; Chordata; Mammalia; Rodentia; Cricetidae. Gene Ontology annotation, molecular function: RNA binding; structural constituent of ribosome. The transcript has a single exon. Gene Ontology annotation, biological process: translation; ribosomal small subunit assembly.
AUGCCUCUCGCAGAGGAUCUCCUUCAUCCCUCUCCAGAGGAGGAAGAGAGGAAAUACAAGAAAAAGCACCUGGUUCAGAGCCCCAAUUCCUACUUUAUGGAUGUGAAGUGCCCAGGAUGCUAUAGAAUCACCACGGUCUUUAGCCAUGCACAGACAGUAGUCUUGUGUGUCGGCUGCUCCACUGUCCUCUGUCAGCCUACAGGCAGAAAAGCAAGACUGACAGAAGGAUGCUCCUUCAGGAGGAAGCAGCACUGAAAAGCACCGGAUUCGAGAUGCGUGGGAACCACCCCAAUAAACACAUUUUGGAUAAAAAAAAAAUGUGGUCUUAGAAGACAUCCAGUAACCCCCACUGAGCAUUACCAACCUGAUGGUCUUAUGAAGGUCAGGGUAGGAUUGGAAGAUCAUUUUGUAUUGAAUUUCUAGUUACCCAACUGUUCACAUUUUCCCUCUC